UUUAACUGAAAAAAUGGAAGAAAGUGAUAAAAUGUUCGACAUCCCUCAUUCUGAUAAGAAAGAGAGGACUGACUUCCUCGAGAAGUUCCUGAGCCUUUCCAGGGAGAAGAAGGCUUUACAAAUUCACCAGCAUCAGGUAUCUCUUCGGAAGGACUCAAGGCAGCAGAUUUUCAAGAACAAGCGACAGAAUUUGACCCAAGAUGAUGAAAUGAGUAAGCAGAUUGAGCCUGAUGAAAAGACCAGAGAAGUUUAUGAAGAAGCCAUUUUUAGAACUCUGCAAAAUUGGGAAGUUGGUCCUGAUGACUGGGAAAUUAUUUUAGAGUUUGCCAACAAUAGGUUAGCAAUCGAGCACACUGACGAAGGGAGGUUGAAUGGAGUAUUUCAAAUUCUUGCUGACAAUGUGUCUAGGAAUAGCCCAUAUGACCUGUUGCUGAAGGUAAUUCAAUUUUGGAGGAACUUGUGCCAGAGCAAAAGUAAUGAAGGGUUAGAGUUUGUCUUCAAGAAUUCACUUCAUGCUGAAAUUUUCAAGAUUGUAUUGCAGGAUGAAGAUCAGAUUGAAACUUUUAAACAGGGGACUAUGAUGUUAUAUUUCUGUUCUCAUCAUGAAGAAUUCUUCAGCUUUGUAAAAGAGCAAGAUUCUUUACUUGGCACUCCAGAAAAUCUUCAAGAAGGAAGCCAUAUGAUAUUAGAUAAUGCACUUUUGAACACUAAGGUCAUAAAGAAGGAUGAGUUCCUCAAUUUCAUAAUUAGCUUGACCUCAAAGAAUAUUUCUCUAAGCUUAAAGUUCAUGCACAUUUUCUGUGACAAGCACAUCAAAAAUGAGAAAGAGCUUCAAGAGACUAUUUGCACCUUUUUACUUAAACUCAAAAUUGAAGAUUAUCUUGAGAAGAACAAGAAGCUGCUGAUCUGGGUACUACAAAGCUUUGUUGACAAAGCUGAAGAUUAUGAACUUCUCCAAAAAGUAGCUUUGAGUGAUACCUUAAAAAUCCUUGUAAUUGAAUAUAUUGUUCAGGAAGAGACUCAGCAACUAUGUCUGAAGCUAUGUGGUGCUCUUAUUCCUUAUAACUAUCUUUUAAUCAGGAAGGUGUUGAUUUCAUUUGGAGAGACCAAAACAAUUUCGAAACACUCAAUAUCUUCCUUCUUGGAGUAUAUCAAAAAUCUUACUGAAUAUUUAUACAUGAGUAAAUUUAAGUCUAGUUAUGGCCCAAGGUUAUCGGGAUUACUCUGAGAUCCAGGGUACAACAUCCUUCAUUUCGCACUGAAGCAGACCUCAUCAGAGAGCAUCAUUAGUAUCUUACAUAUCUGUUUUAAUAUCUUGGAAGAAGGGAAUCCCAAUGUUGUUUUUGAGUUAUUAAGAGCUAAUUUCCUAGGCCUGAUGGAAGACAUUAUCUUAUCAAAGAAUUCUCUAGUAGAAGAGACAUCUCUCUGCCUUGAUUGUCUUCUCAGUUUCUUCAAAAUAUUCCACAAAAAUGAAGAAAAGAUGAAGUAUUUAAACUCAAAAUAGAUACCAAGAGGCAAAGAACUUUGAAGACGAAAUGUUCUACCACAAAGGAUCUCUCGGGUUGAUGGAAUAUAGUAAGAAAGUCGAAAUUCUGAAGAUAAAUAUUUCUUCCACACUAGAAACUCUUCUGCACUCAGAUGGCAUUGGAAUUUCUGAGAAAGCCUAUGAAUUGCAUGUAAAAUACUUUGAAGAAGACAAUGAACCUUCCUUAAUCGAUUUGGCAAUGGUUGAUCAAUAAUUUAGUCACUAAAAUACAUGUUUCAACGCUGAAA
Moneuplotes crassus is the source of this 1773-nucleotide messenger RNA. Lineage: Eukaryota; Ciliophora; Spirotrichea; Euplotida; Euplotidae. The record is from the annotation of a GenBank genome assembly.